CGUGUAAUGCUAAGAUUCUUUCAUUAAAAUUUUUUUUUUAAAAAAAUAGGAUAAGAUGGACGAUCUAAAAUAUGCUUUGAGCGUCAAGCUUAUUGGAGUGAUGCACAAAGAGUCGGUAAAGUUGUACAUGACGUCAGUGCUGUGGUCGGACCAGAACGAGAUAGUCGUUUACCGGUCCUUUCAAGAUUUUAGAGACCUACAUAAAGAACUGAAGAAAAGAUUUCCUCCAACAAACCCUCUUAAGAAAUCGGACAGAGUUGUUCCGAAAUUUAAAGUGAAGAAAGUCAAGAGAAACGUUCGCAAAAAAGGUCCAAGUAAAUCGGUGCUGAAACUGAAGUCGCUGGAGCGGUACUGCAACGACUUGAUGAGCUGCGACCCACGUGUCGCUCAGAGUACGGAAUUACGGCAGUUCUUUCUUCCCAAUGAGCAGGACCUUACCCCAGAAUUCGCUAAGAACAGCAUUGUAAUAAUGCCAUCCGAGGACAAUCUGGAUGGCAGCGGCGGUGGGGGCAGAGGCGGCAACGUAACCCAGCCAUUCGUCACUGAAACAUAUCGAUGUGUGGCCCCUUAUGAGACCAAGGAUACCAAAAACAGGCCCUUUAAGGUGGAGGUGGAUGAGACAGUGGACGUUUUAAUAAAAGACAAAGCUGGUUGGUGGAUGGUCGAAAAUGCCGCAAAAUGCAUGGCAUGGUUUCCUGCCCCAUACCUGAAGAAAGUGGAUACAGAUUUUGAAGAUGACCUUGACGAUAAUGAUGGAGGUGUUCUAUACUGUUCCUCUCGUGCUUUCAAGGCCAAGUCUUCAGAUGAACUCUCUGUGAGCAUGGGCAAUGUGGUGGAGGUGCUCCAGAAGUCAGAAAACGGAUGGUGGCUUGUCAGACACAACCGCAAGACGGGUUAUAUCCCAUCCAUGUACCUCCAGCCCUACAUUAACCCACGUGUUGAGCUAGUGACCUCCCAGAACAAUCUCCGGGGCUCAUCGCUGAACCUGGACACCCUGCAGGCCCCCCACAGCCAAGAGCUCAGCCGUUCCCAGGGCAACCUGCUCCAGCUGCCGGGAUUAGGCUCCCAGACUCCGGCCCAGGGCCUUAACCCACAGGACAGGUACAAGUCCCGCUCGCUGAACCUCCUGACGUCCGAGUCGGACAUCUACCAGACACCCAGAAGCUUGGCUGCCCCAAGCAUCAGGGUGGACGCAGAGCCCACAGGUCACACCACCGGGCUGCCCCAGAGCAUCAGCGUGGACAGCGUGGACAGCAUGAUCGACAGCAGCGACAGCAGCGAGUUCAGCUUCAGCGACGAUGGCAGCAGCAUGUCCGGCACGGACUCGCUCAACCAGAGCCGCAGUGACUUGGAGGAUGAGCUGCGCCGCAGCCGCACGCCUCCGCCCCCGAGCACGCGGGGACUACUCAGCCCCGACAGCGGCCUGGGCGGACGCCUCCAGCCCAGCCGCUCCGACCCCAACCUCCAUAAGAUCAUGCCCAAGGUGCCGCCCAGGCCCCAGGCACAGGACAUCCUCAAGCGCUGCACCACAGUCACCCGCAAGAACGCAGCACGGAACCAGCUAGCGCCCAGCAUCCACACUCGCUGAAGAGGCCGAUGGGGGUCAAUGGUCAUCUCACAGCCCUGCAGGACGCUUGUUGUGGCACAAGAACAACAUUGAGUCUCACAUGCUCCAUUUGGAGGACAUUUUUGUAAUAUGGAUCUUCUGACUGAAGACAUUGGCCAUGGGAAGCAUAUGCCCCUCAAUGGGGAAGAAGGCAAGAAAAAAAAAAAAAUCUUCAGUCGUUACUUAAUCCUACCAGUAGAAAAGGACUGAUUGUAUGGCCUUCCAUUACAAGUAUUUAUUUUUUUUGCUCCUUUUUAAAAAUGCAAAGUGUCUGAUUAUCUGAUUGAAUCUUGCAUAAUUUGUCGUUUCCCUCUGUUUAAUUUCCAUACUGGAAACCAUAUAUAUGCUUUCUAUGCGUUGCUCUGUAGAUGGAAGUUUUAAAUAAAAAUGAUAAUGUUUCCAAAA
Alosa sapidissima (American shad) is the source of this 2011-nucleotide messenger RNA. RefSeq names its product NADPH oxidase organizer 1a (gene noxo1a). The transcript has 9 exons. The record is from RefSeq and is a predicted model, not a curated record. Gene Ontology annotation, biological process: superoxide anion generation. Gene Ontology annotation, molecular function: protein binding; superoxide-generating NADPH oxidase activator activity; phosphatidylinositol binding. Bases 56 to 1588 code for a protein of 510 amino acids. Lineage: Eukaryota; Metazoa; Chordata; Actinopteri; Clupeiformes; Clupeidae.